Anas platyrhynchos (mallard) is the source of this 2402-nucleotide messenger RNA. It is a transcript of the gene VSIG8, whose product is annotated as V-set and immunoglobulin domain containing 8. Gene Ontology annotation, cellular component: intracellular anatomical structure. Lineage: Eukaryota; Metazoa; Chordata; Aves; Anseriformes; Anatidae. The record is from RefSeq and is a predicted model, not a curated record.
CAUGGCUGGGCCGUGCUGUCCCCGUGCCCCAAUAUCCCCAUGUCCCCAGCUGCGGCCUGGGACACCGCAUCCCCCAGUGCCACCAGCACUGGCGGGGGUCUCGGUGGGCACCACGGUCCCCGCGUGCCCGCGGCGUCCCCGUGCCCGUUCACUGAGGGGGCAGGACUGGAGGAGGGAUCUGCAGGAGCUUUAAGCCCAUGGUCAAACCACACCUUUAAGCUCCUGCAAUUGCCCUGAGUCCUGCUCCAGCACCAAAAGCCUUUUGGGACCGGCGUGGGGCCAAGGCGGCAUCGCCAUGGAGUCGCGGUGCUCGGCCACGCUCGGGAUGCUCCCGAAGGGUCCCGGGUGGAUUUUUCCCACUGGCCACGCUCAUCCCAGAGCUGCCCACCACAGGGUGCCGGCCACUUUGGGUCUGCAGCCCCCAAACCCUGCCCGAUUCCUCCAAACGGGUGCCCUGGAGCAUCCCGGUGCCCCCAGCCCCCCGAUGCUGCAGCCCCCAGCCCAAUUCUGGCUGGAUGGGAGCCCGUAGCAUGGCAGCGCUUAAUUAGCAGGUAGGGAGUGGAGCAGGGCGGCAUCGCUCACGCACAGCUUGGAGCCACUCAGUCAUCCCAAAGGCAUCCGCCCCACAGGGAGGAGCGCCCCGGCCCAGCAUGUAAAAGCGGCCCCGCACGGCCGGGCUGCUUCGUCGCCUCGGAGCCUCCUCUGCUCCCUCUGCUCCUCCUCACCGCCCGGCACGGCUGCAGCGUCAUGGCAGGGCACGGCGCCGGCCUGCUCCUGCUCCUGGGUCUCAUGCCAGCUCUCCUCCUGGCCGUAAGGAUCAACAGCAAGGGCCGGGAGGUUCUGUACCUGGCCAAGGGUGACUCCGUGAAGCUGGGCUGCCCCUACGUCCUCGAGCCUGAAGACAACGGUCCCCAGGGCGUGGGGAUCGAGUGGAUCCAGAUCACGCCCGAGCGGACCGGCCCAGAGAAUGUGUUCCUGUCCUACCACGACCACCACGUCAACUACGGCAGCGGCUCGGGGCUGCAGGACAGGGUGGCCUUCGUGCAGAACGACCCGGGGCAGCACGACGCCUCCAUCCGCCUGGCCGACCUGCAGGUCUCCGACACCGGCACCUACCAGUGCCGGGUGAAGAAAAACACCGUGGCGGUGCACGAGGUCAUCGUCACCGUGCAAGAGAAGCCGGCCACCCCGCAGUGUUGGACCGAGGGGGAGCUGAUCGAGGGGAGCAGCGUCCUGCUGCGCUGCUACAGCCGAGGGGGGGCCUCGCCGCUCGCCUACCAGUGGGCCAAGCUGGCUGAUGGAUACGGCGGGGGCCGCCUGCCCCACGGGACCCUCCAAGGACGUGCUCCUGGCGACCUUCUGAUCCGUAGCCUGUCCGAGGUGCACGCUGGCGUCUACCAGUGCCGCGUCACCAACCGCGUGGGCUACGCCGUGUGCCAGAUCAACCUCGGCCUCUCACAAAGAGGCGGAAGGCAGGCGGGCAUCAUCGUGGGCUCCAUCCUGGGCUCGCUGCUGCUCCUCAGCCUCCUGGGGCUCCUCAUCUGGGCCCUCAUCUGCCGCUACCGCCGCAAGGAGUGCCAGCGGACCUGCAGCGACUGCAGGAGCAGCACGGGGGGCACCAUGACCCGCGCCUGCAACGUGUGCGCCCACCACAGCUACUCGCCCCACGGCAUCAGCUACAUGCAGUGCCAGCACGGCGACGGCGACGAGCGGGCGGCUGCCCUCAUGUGCAACGACGGCAUCCGGCACCAGGUCGCCUGCCCGGCUCUGUAACCCCCCCCCCCAAACCCCCCACCCCACGCCACCGGCCCCCACGCGCCCCCGAUUCGGCUCAAUGUGUGUGUACCGGGGGGGGGGGGGGGAGCCCCCGCCAGCCCCGGCGCGGGGCUGCGCUGCCGGAGCUCGCCGCGGGGACCCCGGCUCCUGUCCCCCCCCCCGUCCCGAAACAGCCACGACCUCCGAGCAAAAGUCGCCGUUUGUGUUCAUCGUUCUCCCCUUGGGGUUGAAUAUUUUUUUGUUUUAUUUCAUUUUUUUUGGCCAUUUUUUUUGUAUCUCCCCCUCCCAAGCCCCAGCGAUAUUUAUUUUGUGCCUGCUCGGUGCGGGGCAGCCACGCACCAGCUCCCCCCUCACCCCCCAAAAAAAAAAUCGCCUCUGGCCCGGCGCCGCGGGCGCCCCAGGAUUGGCUUCAGCAAUUUUGCCUUUAUUCGAGACGAGACGCCGCUGUUGGCACCAGGAUUUGAAGUUUUGGGGAAACGAACCAAAAAAAAAAAAAAAAGGAAAGAAAGAAAGAAAGAAAGGAAAAAAAAAAAAAAGGAAAAAAAAAAAAAGGAAAAAAGGAAUCGUGAAAAGAAAUAAACCAAAGUGAACCAAGUGCGGCCCCGUCGCGUUUUCCCAGUGGGGGG